Messenger RNA from Daphnia magna, 1104 nucleotides. RefSeq lists its product as uncharacterized. The transcript has 2 exons. Gene Ontology annotation, biological process: mRNA export from nucleus. The record is from RefSeq and is a predicted model, not a curated record. Gene Ontology annotation, cellular component: nucleus. Gene Ontology annotation, molecular function: mRNA binding. The coding region runs from base 1 to 1026 and encodes 341 amino acids. Lineage: Eukaryota; Metazoa; Arthropoda; Branchiopoda; Diplostraca; Daphniidae.
AUGGCAGACCAAAUAUCCAUUUUUUCUCGCGAAUUCUACGAAGUAAAGCAAACUGUUGAAUACUUAUGGGUGUAUAACUUAUCGUAUGCCACAACUACUCAAGAAAUUGUCGACUAUUUUGAACAACUGGUAGGGCCGAUUGAGUUUUUCGCCAUGUACUUGGACAAGGGCGCCGAUUUCUUAUGCAAAGCUGAAAUUAUUUUCCAUCGCGCAGAGGACGCCCGCAGAGCUCUCCUACUCUACGACGGAACACAGUUUGAUGGUCGUCAAAUGGUUCUAAAACUCCUUGUGGACGGACGUCAAAUUCACCCCGAACAAAUCGUGUUCCCUGGCUCAGUCAACCGCUUGCCAGUUGUUUUAGAGGAGCGACUUUUACCAGAUGACAUUACCCGGGAUUUUCCAAAUGAUACGAACUUUGACCAGUCCAGUUGUGAAGGAACAGACAUGACGAUCCUAAUUUGGAGAAGGCCAUACCCACCAUCCGAUAGCUCUAGGGUAAAUGAUGACUACUACUGCUUGCUUGUUUCUAACUUGCAAUAUUCUGUCAAAGGAGAACAGCUGCUAGAAUUUUUUGAGAAGAUGGCAGGGCCGGUUAAAUCCGUCGGUAUGUACCUUAAUGACAAAAGCUUCUUGUGCGGUAAAGCUGUAAUAGUUUUCCGCCAUCCCAGAGACGCUCAAAAAGCUCUAGUUUGCUGCAAUGGAACAGUUCUAAAGGGUCGUCUUAUUUAUCUUAAACUUUACGUGAACGGCCAACGCUUACGCGCCAAUCAGAUUGUUCUUCCAGAAUCAAGUUCCGCAGAGGAUUGGAUUUAUCCGCAUGUACCUUUUGUUUCUUUGCCGUCGCCAAACUGUAUGACUGAAUAUUUUCCUGAUGAACCCAUUCUUGGUCCAUUCACCAUGCCCACCACCAAAGAAGGAAUAGAACAGAGACCAAUCCAUCCUCAGGGGCCAGGCUAUCCACCUUUCCUGCCGUUGGUAUUUGUCAAGGAUUGCGUCCGACCAUACGAGGCACCUGUCUUUGAAUAGGUCAAGAAAGCAAAAUUUGAUUUCACUUAAAUAAAGCACAAAAUUUUGUAUGCCGUACCUGAAUAAGGUUUGGUAAGA